CGAUGCGCAGUUGAACCGUGAACCGGUGAAAAUACCGAGAAAACGCGUCGAUUGUUUGUUUUAAUGAUUGAUGAAGCGAGACCGGAAGCUCAUGGACGACGAUUUUAAGGUGGAGACGAAGCUUCGAGAAGCUUCUUUACCUUCAGACGUCCGACAAGUGAUCGUUGGUGAGGACGAGCAGCAGCAGUGGAGCCCCCUUGUGGACCAGGAGGACCCAGAGCCCCCUCACAUUAAAGAGGAACAGGAGGAACCGUGGACCAAUCAGGAGGGAGAGCAGCUUCAACGACUGGAGGAGGCUGAUAUCAAGUUCACGUUUACUCCUGUCGCUGUGAAGAGUGAAGAAGAUGAAGAGAAACCUCAGUCGUCACAGCUUCAUCAGAGUCCGACUGAGGACAACAGAGCGGACUGUGGAGGACCAGAACCAGCCAGGAACUCAGGUCCUGAUGGACAUUUACAACCAGGUCCUGAGGACAAGACUGAAGACUCUUCUGAGACUGAAGACAGUGAAGAUGAACGGAUGGAGACCAGGGAACCUCAGCCUGGUUUGAAAAAUAAAGGGGUUCAUUUGAACUGUAACACUUCAGAGAGAUCGUUCAGCUGCUCUAAGUGUGGACAGAGAUUCGGCCGUAAACCACAUUUGAAUGCACACAUGAGAAUUCACACUGGAGAGAAACCGUUCAGCUGCCCCUUCUGUGGCAAAAGAUUUUCUCAGAAAGGAAACUCGAUCAGUCACAUGAGGCUUCAUACGGGAGAGAAACCUUUCAGCUGCUCCGUCUGUAAGAAAAGCUUCAGGUACAGUGGAGACGUGAGCAGACACAUGAGGAUCCACACAGGAAAGAAGAAAAACUGCCGCGGUGAUCGGAACGUGGUCGAGGUCGACUGCAGCGCUCACACAGGAUCACAACUGACCCGCAGCUUCGACCCAGACAGACUCAAACCACCGGUGACUGACGACAGAACCGACGUCUGCACCGGUGAGGCUGGUUCGAAGGAAAUCAGGGAAGUGGAUUCAGAUUUAAAUUGCCAGAGAAAUGACAACAUCUCUGAGAGUGAUACAAGAUGUAAUACUGACAAGGAGCCGUUCAGCUGCUCCGAGUGUGGCAGAACAUUCUGUCGUAAGGAUCAUCUGAUGAGCCACAUGAGAACACACACGGGAGAGAAACCGUUCAGCUGCUCAGUUUGUCACAAACGUUUUAGUUGCAGCGGGAACAUUUUGGCACACAUGAGGAUUCACACCAGAGAGAAACCAUUUAAAUGCUCAUUCUGUGGCAAAGGUUUCAGCCAGAAAGGAACUCUGCAGCUGCACGAGAGGAUUCACACUGGAGAGAAACCAUUCAGCUGCCCUUUUUGUGCUAAAGGAUUUGCACAUAAAAGACGUAUGACGCUGCACAUGUCCGUCCACACUGAGGAGAAACGCUUCAGCUGCACUGUCUGCGACAAAAGAUUCACAUGGUACACACAACUCAAAACACACAAGUGUGUCGGUGCGUCCACGCAAACUCGACAUAACCAAACUGAGAAAAAAGUUUCAGCCAAGGAGGCGUUCAGCUGCAGCGAGUGUGGGAAACUAUUCAGCCUGAAAGGAAAUCUGAAGACGCACAUGAGGAUCCACACAGGAGAGAAACCGUUCAGCUGCUCAGUCUGCGGCAAAAGUUUUAAACAAAACGUUCAUCUGACCGAGCACAUGACCAUUCACACGGGUGAAAAACUUUAUAAGUGUGACGUCUGUGGAAAAGGAUUCAACAAGAAGUUACUGGUGAAAAAACACACGUGUGUUUAAACACGUUCAGACUUCAUGGAUUUACAUUUGGCAUGAAGACAAAUUGUUCAUCAUGUUUCAGCAGUGAAGAUGAAAAUGCCCAAAAGAUCAAAAUCUUAUAAACUUCCAACUUAAAGUUUAAUAACUGAGACAAAACAACAAAAAUUGAUACUAGGUUGAUACUAAUGCUGUAUAUGACCAGAGGGUUCAGUUUUUAACAACUUAAAUUAAUGGAUUAAAGAAAACAUCUGGAUUCUUAGAAUGAAGAGAAAUUAAAUUUGGGACAAUAGAGGACGAGUGACAGCCUCAGUGAAAACAACCUACAUGAAUGUUUAGUGUAGAAUAUGAGACAUGGGGGUGCUAUGGGGGAGGGGCCUUCAUAGACAGAGCUCAGAGUCACCGCCCCCUGACUCCGAAGUUGCAACUGGAACUCGACUUCAAAGUCCAUGAUGGCUGCUUUGUUCUUAAGAAGUUUUCUAAGAAAACGUUCCGUCAGAUCCAUGUCACGUUCUUACAAUUGUUUGUAUCCGUGUUCUUUUAAUGAUGAAUGACGUGUUCGUAAGCCUGCGUCACUUUAUGCCAAAUAUUCUGCGUGUUCUCUUCAACAUGUUCACGUGUUUACAACAAUUACAACAUGCACUGAAACAUGUCUUUAAGGAAUUAAAAAUAUUAUUUAAAUAUAAAACAAAUGUAUAUUUAAAGUGAAAAACACAAUAACUGAUUAUUUAUUUCAGUUGUCAGAGUUAGUGUGAAAAGAUUCUGAGCAAUAAGAACAAAUCCCAGAAAAGAAAACUAUUAUAUAUAAAUAAGUGAAAAUCAGAAUCUUCAUAAAAAUGGCUCAAGUGUGAUUUAAGGAGAAAUUUCUUCUUAAGAAUAGUUGGUGAAUGAGGCUAAGUGUUGUGAGGUGACUGAGGUGUGACAUCAUUCCGAGCUCAUUGAAGUUUAAUGGAUUUUAUAUUUAAUGGUUCAUGUGGAUCACACGUCUGAUUCCCUCUAAUGACACGUCCUCCAUAUUAAGGCUCUUUGUACCUGACCGUCAACAUUUAGUGAAGAAAGGAGAAUAUGUGGAGUUACACACAAAGCAGAAGAAAAUGAUAAAAGCAAACAUAUGAUUCCAAAUCAUAAAGUCUCCCAAAAGAUCAGAAUCUUAUAAACUUCCAACUUUAAAGUUUAAUAACUGAGAUAAAACAACAAAAAUCAAGUUUUUCAUUAAACAACUGAAUCUAAAGAGUUUCUCUGAACUCACUGUUCUCACAAACACAGUUCUCCAUGUUUGAAUGUUUAGUGAGAAUUAUUACACCCUAUGUAGUGGACUCAUUGUAUCCCAUCAUGCAUCGUGAUAAGCGGUGUAUGGCAGAGUGAUAUAUCCCAUCAUGCAUUGCUYGACUUGAGAGAACUGUACUUUGCCAGUAUGAACCUGAUCUGACCAGAAGGAUCUGACUCAACAGAUGUUUUCAGACGAACUUGGUGAAAUAGUCCAAACAUUUUCUGGAGUGAAGGAGAAACGAGAUCUGCUGAAGAACGGGUCGAAUCCAAAUAWACACAGAAGUUUUAUUAAAACGUGACUUUGAUAUAUUCAAA
Paralichthys olivaceus (Japanese flounder) is the source of this 3340-nucleotide messenger RNA. Its product is annotated as gastrula zinc finger protein XlCGF57.1-like. Gene Ontology annotation, cellular component: nucleus. Gene Ontology annotation, molecular function: DNA-binding transcription factor activity, RNA polymerase II-specific; RNA polymerase II transcription regulatory region sequence-specific DNA binding. Lineage: Eukaryota; Metazoa; Chordata; Actinopteri; Pleuronectiformes; Paralichthyidae. Gene Ontology annotation, biological process: regulation of transcription by RNA polymerase II. The record is from RefSeq and is a predicted model, not a curated record.